Striga hermonthica is the source of this 261-nucleotide messenger RNA. The record is from the annotation of a GenBank genome assembly. Lineage: Eukaryota; Viridiplantae; Streptophyta; Magnoliopsida; Lamiales; Orobanchaceae.
AUGUGCCCUUUGAGAUUCCUCCUGGUUUUCUUCUCGGCGGUGUUGGCCGCCUACUUCGCCUGGAAAACGGUGUCUCCUUCAGAUGAACCCGACAUCAUCACCACACCAGAUGAUGAGAAUUCCACAAUUGAGAAGCACGAAUUUCAUUUUCUCAAGAUGAUGCAAAAAGGGUUCUUUGUGUUCAUCGACAUGGCAAGCGGACGAUACCUUUGGAAGAAAGUCAAACAAUUGAGCAACAACAGCAACCAACAUGUUGAUUAA